AUGCCUAUUGAAUCAAUUCCUGACUCUGAUCUUAUCAAACCAAAAACCAAACGAUUACAGAGAGAAAGCUACUGGAUGGACCAACUCCAAACAGUGGCUCCAAAUGGACUUAACAUCCAGCAUGAUAAUCAAAUGAUUCCAUUUGUUGCCACCUUUAAUCAUACAGCUGCCAAAACCUCACCCAUCGUCAAACAGUAUUACAGUGAAUUACAGAACAGAUUUCCGAAUGUAUAUACCAAACGACUUGUAAUUGCCUAUAAGCGCAAUAAAAACCUUAGUAAUUUUCUGGUCCGUGCUAGUUUUGAAAACCCAAUAAAGAAAUGUGGUAUUGAAACUUUGUUGUUUUACCAAAAGUUGUUCCACAUUGAUGACGUUGACGAUGAUGAUGUAGUAGAAUAUGACGAUUUAGUCUCUGAAAUUCAAAGAUCUGAUUCUAAUAAUGAUCGUAUUUGGACGUAUGAAGAAGCACUGACAGACGUCGACUAUGAAAAUGUCACGGAAGAGCACUUUCUGUCAUAUGACCACAACGGAGACGGUCAUAUUUCAAGUCAAGAUGCCUGGCUUGUUUUCGAGUUGCUACCAGGAACUGGAAAUUACCUUAAUUUGGAGAAUUUCCUAAUUAUCCAAGCUACACGAGAUAAAAAAUCACAGGGACCAGAAAUAGAUAUUAAAGCCUUUGUCCAUGCCGUGAAAGAUUUUAGAAUCAUCGAUGUGGAUGACGAUUUCAUUUUGACGAGGAAGGAAUUUAGAAUGAGAUUCAAAAGCGCUGAUAGGAAUAAAGACGGGCAGUUGACGGGAUCAGAAAUAAGAAAUCUUUUUCCAAUGAGAAGCACCCCUCCACCAAAUAUCUGUGGAGAUUGGAAUGUCGACUGCUCACAAGAUGACGCCAUGGCGUUAUUUGAUUCAGCAGCUACGGAAAACGGGUCGCAACUUUCUGUUGAUGAAUAUAUUCGACAUUUCGGUCCCUUGGUUAAAAUUUAA
Lottia gigantea (owl limpet) is the source of this 981-nucleotide messenger RNA. RefSeq lists its product as hypothetical. Gene Ontology annotation, molecular function: calcium ion binding. The transcript has 2 exons. Bases 1 to 981 code for a protein of 326 amino acids. The record is from RefSeq and is a predicted model, not a curated record. NCBI's taxonomy places the organism in Eukaryota, Metazoa, Mollusca, Gastropoda, Lottiidae.